UGGCCAAUCCUGACACAUUAUCCUCUCCACCUCUUCAGAAUCCGGACCUCGGCAGAGUCCAGUACUCCAGUCCCUUGUGCAUCUCGGCCUCUCCACUCUCCUUUCCACGCCCGUCCAGUCCUCUAAUCUGACCCCUCUUCUCCAGCCGGCCGGAGAUGGUCUCGCUGCGAUGCACAACCGCGCACCACUCCCUCCUCGGCUCGCCGACCUGCCUCGCGCGCCCGCGGCGGCGGGCGUGCCCCGUCGUGCGCGCUGCCGUCGCCGUGGAGGCCGGCGCGCAGGCCAAGGUCUCACUCAUCCGAAUUGGGACGCGUGGGAGGACAGUCCUCUUGCUCUUGCACAAGCCCACGAAACUCGAGAAAAACUGAAAGCCACACACUCUGAGUUAGCUGAGGAGAGGGCCAUUGAGAUCGUCAUCAUAAAGACCACAGGAGACAUGAUCUUGGACAAACCCCUUGCAGACAUUGGAGGCAAGGGUUUAUUCACCAAGGAGAUAGAUGAUGCGCUCUUGCAGGGAAGGAUUGAUAUCGCUGUUCACUCUAUGAAAGAUGUUCCAACAUAUCUACCUGAAGGCACAAUAUUGCCCUGUAACCUACCACGAGAAGAUGUCAGAGACGCAUUCAUAUGUUUGACUGCAAAUUCGCUUGCAGAGCUUCCUGCUGGCAGUGUUAUUGGAAGUGCUUCUCUGCGGAGACAAUCUCAGAUUCUCUACAGAUAUCCAUCACUGAAAGUAGUUAACUUCAGAGGAAACGUUCAGACACGGUUAAGGAAACUCAAGGAGGGAGAUGUCUCUGCUACAUUGUUGGCACUGGCUGGAUUAAGGCGGCUAAAUAUGGCAGAAAAUGCAACUGCUGUACUAUCAGUGGAAGAAAUGCUUCCAGCAGUUGCCCAAGGUGCUAUUGGAAUAGCUUGCCGAAGCAAUGAUGACAAAAUGAUGGAGUAUCUAUCAGCGUUGAACCAUGAAGAUACCAGAUUAGCUGUUGCAUGUGAAAGAGAAUUUUUGGCAGUUCUUGAUGGUAACUGCCGAACUCCAAUUGCAGCCUAUGCUUACCGUGACAAUGAUGGGAAUUGCUCAUUCCGCGGUCUAUUGUCUUCCCCAGAUGGAUCUAAAGUAUUUGAGACAACAAGAAGUGGACCGUACUCUUUUGACGACAUGGUUGAGAUGGGCAAAGAUGCUGGUCAUGAGCUGAAGGCAAAGGCUGGGCCUGGCUUCUUUGAUAGCUUGCAAUGAAAAGAAUGAGCGGCCAUGAGCAAUUUCAAUUGUCACUCUUUUGGGUAGAAACAGAGGGCCCAAGUAGAGUGUUGAGAGGUUUGUUUUUGUUUAUUCUUUCUCCUACUAGUUCUGCUAGAGAAGGGUGUACCUGGUGUAGUGGUGAGCUGAGUCAUCAGGUCGCGGGUUCGAAGCAUCCAGUCUCCGUAUUUGUGGGAGAAGGUUUGUCUCGGUUUAUCUCUUUUCCGCUACUCAUAUGGGAGAAAUGUGGGAGCCUCAGUCUGCUCUUUUUUUUUUCCAUACUAGUUCUGCUAGUGCCUUGUACUAUCACUCGUAUUGAGCAGCCCCAUUCAGCUUUGUAGUAUCUCACUCUGGGUUAGAGCCUUUAUAGGUAUCUGCACAGCACAGCUAUAUGUUUUGUCGAAGAGGUAUCUGCACAGCUACGUUCUCGGAAGACUCCAGCAGCCAGCUGCGUCAGCACGAUCAGAUCAGUCAUGCUCGUGCCCAUCCAGCAGCCAGCAGUCGAGAUUUCAGAUUUGUUGCAGCGAAUAUGAUUUUAAAAGUCUGAACCGAUUUGCUGCAGCGAAUAUGGUUUAAAAAACCGGACCGAA
Molecule: messenger RNA, 1821 nt
Organism: Zea mays
Lineage: Eukaryota; Viridiplantae; Streptophyta; Magnoliopsida; Poales; Poaceae
Exons: 5
Coding region: 170-1231 (353 amino acids)
Biological process (GO): heme biosynthetic process
Cellular component (GO): cytoplasm
Molecular function (GO): hydroxymethylbilane synthase activity
Source: RefSeq, a predicted model, not a curated record